This is a messenger RNA of Trachymyrmex cornetzi, 852 nucleotides long. RefSeq names its product ER membrane protein complex subunit 5 (gene EMC5). NCBI's taxonomy places the organism in Eukaryota, Metazoa, Arthropoda, Insecta, Hymenoptera, Formicidae. Gene Ontology annotation, cellular component: Golgi apparatus; EMC complex; plasma membrane. The transcript has 3 exons. The record is from RefSeq and is a predicted model, not a curated record. Bases 117 to 443 code for a protein of 108 amino acids.
UCGUGAAAUAAUAAUCAUUGAUGACAUUGAUCGCUUCAUCGCUCUUGUCGUUUUGGUUGCGUCGUUGAAUUAAAGGUGCAAUUUCAAUGCGUCAUCAGUGAUAGUAUAUAUUCACCAUGUCUGCUACGGCUAUACAUAAAUUUAUAACUUUUGUAGGAUUUAUGUUUAUAUUACAUGCAGCUUAUUCUGCGGCACAACAUCGUUCCUAUUUGCGAAUCACCGAACAAGAGUUUACUACUUUACCAAUUGACAUUUUAAUCCAAGGCAUAGUCAGUUUAUUUAUCGUUAUGUACGGCGUUAUGUACAUUGCUGGCGAUUUCAAAGAAAUCCGGGCAGUUGUCGAUUUGGAGAAUAAAUCUUGGGAGACGCUGCGGAAUCUACCAUCCUUUCAAGUAUUUAAUCAUCGUGGAAGAUCUCUGUCACCAGAAUACAUCUCGGAGUAAAAAUAGUAUAUUUUGAUAUCAAAUAAUUGAAAAAAGAUAAUAGAUACGCUAAAUUAUUUCUAUUUGUUAGAAUUGCAUUUAGAAUAGCAAAGAUCUAUUGAAAUUUAGUACUAUCAAUUAAUGUAAUUUAUAUUUGUAUUAUAUUAAAAUAAAUAAUUUAUCACUUAAAAAAAAUCAAGUUACAUAUAAAGUGAAAGCAUUAACAAGAUAAUUUAAUAUAUACAUAAAUAUGAAAUGUAAUUAUUUAUUGCUGAAAAGCAACUUGUAGUAGAUUGUGAUCUUUGUCUUCAUAAUAUCAAUCUACAGCCUUAAAAUUCAAAACAUGCGGCGAACGGUUUUGUAUACACAUUUUACACAAUUGUGUGACAGUAAAUAGUAUGAAUAAAAAAAGUCUCAGUUUUUCUUAUCG